This is a messenger RNA of Pecten maximus, 17131 nucleotides long. RefSeq names its product adenomatous polyposis coli protein-like. The record is from RefSeq and is a predicted model, not a curated record. Gene Ontology annotation, molecular function: gamma-catenin binding; beta-catenin binding; microtubule binding. The transcript has 6 exons. Lineage: Eukaryota; Metazoa; Mollusca; Bivalvia; Pectinida; Pectinidae. Gene Ontology annotation, cellular component: catenin complex; beta-catenin destruction complex; cytoplasmic microtubule. The coding region runs from base 104 to 11542 and encodes 3812 amino acids. Gene Ontology annotation, biological process: negative regulation of microtubule depolymerization; Wnt signaling pathway; cell migration.
AUAUCAACACAGACCGCCUCUAGCGAUGACCAGAACUCGUCUGUAGCCAUGGAUCCCUGAUGCUAGCUUCAACAUCGGAUCACUGUAUCAUGGAGCCUGGCCCAUGAGUCCUAUGAAAAAAGAUCUGUCUGGUCGAGAGAGCCGCCUGGUGGAGACGGACCAGUCGACAGAACUAGCUAGUGUGAUGAGUUUUAACUCCACCAAUAGUAGCCAGCAGUCCUCUGCCACUCCGCUACCACCCGGUACAGCCCCACCUGGGACAGGCCCUCCACCACUCCCCACACCGACCCCACAGGGGCAGGUGGCGCCCCCUAUAUCACAGGUCCAGCCACCACAACUACAACAACAGCCACAGUCGUCACAGGACCUCGCCAAUCAGCCACAACAACUCGGAACCAAGGUGGAGAUGGUUUACUCUCUGCUGUCCAUGCUGGGAACACAUGACAAGGAUGAUAUGAGUCGGACACUGUUGGCCAUGUCCAGUUCUCAGGACAGCUGUAUCGCCAUGAGACAAUCAGGUUGUAUGCCUCUGCUGAUCCAGUUAUUACACGGAAGUGACAAAGAUUCAGGGUUGCUGGGCAACACGAGAGGAAGUAAGGCUGCACGUGCUCGAGCGGCAGCAGCACUUCACAACAUUGUUCACAGUCAUCCUGAUGACAAGCGAGGUCGUCGUGAGGCCCGGGUACUGAGAUUACUGGAGCAGAUUCGUGCCCACAGUGACCAGCUGAGGGACGGACCUGAGGAGGAUGACCAAAGUCGAUCAGGAAACAAAUCACAUGACAUGGACCAUCAUCCGGGCCCCGCUGUGGCAGCGCUGAUGAAACUGUCGUUUGAUGAGGAGCAUCGGCACGCCAUCUGUAGUUUAGGUGGUGUACAGGCGAUCGCAGAGCUGAUACAGGUGGAUAAUGAUGUUCACACGGACACACAGGAACAGUACAACAUCACCAUGCGUCGCUAUGGUUGCAUGGCCCUCACCAAUCUUACCUUUGGUGACGGCACAAACAAGGCCUUACUCUGCUCCAUGAGAGGAUUUAUGCAGGCCCUGGUCAGUCAGCUACUGUCCUCCUGUGAGGACCUGUGUCAGGUUGCCGCAAGCGUUCUCCGGAACCUCUCCUGGAAAGCAGACCUUGCGAGUAAGAAAACAUUACGUGAAGUAGGUGCAGCUACUACCCUUAUGAAAGCUUCAAUGGAGGUGAAAAAGGAAGCUACAUUGAAAAGUAUUCUUAGUGCAUUAUGGAACCUUUCCGCGCACGGAAGUGAAAAUAAGGCUGAUAUAUGUGCAGUAGAUGGUUCAUUGGAAUUUCUUGUUGGAACUUUGACCUAUAAAAGUCCAUCUAAGACAACAGCAGUGAUAGAAAAUGGUGGCGGUGUGCUUCGUAAUAUCUCCAGUCACAUAACAGUGCGAGAGGAUUACCGAGCUGUUCUUCGUAAACAGUUGUGUCUUCAAAUUCUGUUGAAACAGUUACGCUCAACAAGUCUGACCAUAGUGAGUAAUGCAUGUGGUACCUUGUGGAAUCUCUCGGCCCGCUGUCUGGAGGACCAACAGGCAUUAUGGGAUAUGGGAGCAGUGGGUAUGCUCAGAAAUCUAGUCCACUCGAAACAUCAGAUGAUUUCAAUGGGAAGCUCAGCAGCAUUAAAAAACUUACUCAACGCCUGUCCUAAUAUCAAAAAUAUGAACAUGGAUAGAAAGACAAACUCGAACCGUCCCUCAUUACAUGUGCGGAAGCAGAGAGCAUUAGAAGCAGAAAUUGACCAGAAUCUCUCAGAAACUUGUGACAAUUUAGAGAGCCCUCGUGAUAGUCCAACAGAAAGUGGUCGUAGCACUGAAAAAGACAGUAAUUCACGUUUCCACUUCCCUGGUGGUACAGGUCAUCAAGUGCAGCAGGAACAUGACUCUCGGCGAAUGUCACGAGGUUCCUACUAUCAGAGUGGCACAAGAAGUGGCGAUAACACUCCAAUGUCUGAUAGCCGCCUGAUGUCGCCGAAACGUGUGGCACGAUCAGGUAGUCAAGACAGUGUGGGCAGUACUCACUCGGACAUUUCACAUGAUCGCAGUCGCUUCCGUGCAGCAAUGCGAAAUGCAAGAAAUUGUCAGGAUAGACAAGGAGGAAGUCUGGACCGUAAAACCUCCGGAGGAUCAUCAUCUGGGCAACAAUACAGCAAUUCUUCGUCUGAGGAAACUGGAUCUGAACAAGGAAGUCACCAGGGGCAACCGCACUCAUCAGGGACUCACAUAGCACAAGUCAUGAUGGAGGUUGAGAGAGACAAGGCUGCAUACCCACUUAGGGGAGAUAACUCAAGUCAGCAUGUGCCUCCUUCUCCAGCGGGACCAGCCCACCAGCUGUAUCGGAGCUUACCUAAUUCUGUGUCGUCACCAGGUCCACAACACAUGCACCAGAGUAAUCAGUUUGUGGCUAGCGCACCAAGUACCUGUAAUUCUAGUUACCAAGGUGCUCAGCAUUAUCCUCAAGGUAACGACAACGACCAACCAAUCGACUACAGCCUCAAAUAUCACGACAGUCAGUCUACAGCCUCCUCAAAUUAUGACAAUCAGCCAUCACACCAGGGACAGAACAACAGAAAGAUUGGAGGGCCUGUUACAAACAUGGGCCCCCCUGCCCAGCCUCCACCCCAGCCGCAGCCUAGGUUCAACAACUUUAUGAACCCAGGGUAUGAUCCCAAACAAGGCGUACCCAGGUUUGUACACCACCGACUAUUAGGAGAACAUCCGCGACAAAUAAAUCCCGGACCGUUCAUGCGCCCACCGCUCCGCCCCAUGAUGAGACCACCUAUGAUUCCUCCCCAGUUCAGUACGUAUGCCGAGACUGACCUGGACAGCGAUGAUCAGCCAACUGAUUUCAGUCGGCGGUACUCUGAGCAACAUGAGGAAGACUAUCGUGACCAGCCAAUAUCCUACAGCACACGAUUCCAGGAAAGAGAUGGACCACGCUACCAGGAAAAUAACCCUAUACAUAUGCGUUACCAGGACACUGAUCCUAACUGUGCUGAUUGUAAACUAGAGGAGGCACGCCGAACCAAUGACAGACUCGAACAGUGUACACACAGUUUCCAUGACGACCAGGUGAAAACAUUCUACACAGAGGGGACUCCUCUUAAUUAUCUCUCCUUGGCUGCAUCUAUGACCGACCUUACUGGGAAAAAUGCAGACAAAGAGGAAUCCGAGGAGGGAGAAGAAGAAGAGGAGGAAGUUGUUAGCGAUGAGACACAGAAUUUUGGGUCUCAUUACAAUGAGUCAGAAAAUCAGAAUACCUCGUCUGUACAUUACAAUGGUGAUGUAGAGAAGAGGCAUUGUUCACGCCACGGCGAAUCAGACAAGCGUAGCGGGAGCGGAAGUAUGGGCACGGACCAGCAAACGGGUACCACGGUGAUAACUAACUACCACCAUACUCCUCCGGGCAGCCCACCACCUCUCUCUGAGGAAACAGCUGAAGCCGAUACAAUGGAGAGGUCAUUUCAUGCGCGAUCGGACGAUGACUCCAGCCAGGAUCAAAUCAAGACCUACUGUGAGGAAGGCACGCCCAUCUGUUUCUCCAGAGUCAGUUCACUGAGUAGUCUACAUAGCACCGAGGCACAAGACAAGAUUGGGGCCGAGGGACUUAAUCGACAGCUUGGACUCACCAGCAUUAACGAAAACGAAAACAAUAAAUCUUCCAAUCGCGAGAUGAGUCCUGGUGAUCGUAGGGUCAGUGCUGGAAAAUAUACACCUCUUGUGAGCCGACAAAAGCUUUUGAGUGAUUCAGAUGCUCAAAGCUCUGAGUAUGAGAAGGAACACAAAACAGUGACUUUUGAUGACCAUCAUCAUGUAGAAGAGACCCCGCUGAUGUUUUCGCGUUGUAGUUCACUUGGUUCCCUCAGUAGUUUUGAUGCUCAUUCUGUACACAGCUCAGUAAUAAGUGAGUACAGUCGUCGAGCUAGUGAAGUUGUGUCACCCAGUGAGCUUCCAGACUCUCCAAGCGAGACAAUGCCACCAAGUCCACGAGGAAAAUCGCCUCAGCCAGAUGAAAGCUCUAAAAGCUUGUCAUCCAAGAACUAUAACGAACCUUCAGGAGUCAAAGGUUUUGGUAGCUCAUUGCCACAGAAUGUGGUGAAACCCAUGCCUUCUAGUAACAUCAACAAAGCGUCUGUGUUUGUGGAGACUGCGUCAAUAAUGGGCAAGGAUGAUCGACCGACUGUGUACGCAGAUGAAGGGACACCGCCUCACUGCUCGGAUACCAACAGUAUUCUAAGUGCCUUGACAAUAGAUGAUAGUGAUAAUACAAAACAUUCAAAAGACACUGAUAGUGAGGCGUCCAAACGUGCCAAAGACUCUGAUUCUAAUGAUCUGACUUUGAUUCAAGAAAAAGAAGACGACAGUAUGUUUAACCGAAGCGAGGAUAAAGAGAACUCUUCAAUGUCAGAAGUAUCGGAGGGUGAGGAGGACAUUCUCAAACAAUGCAUAAUCUCCGCCAUGCCACCGAAAAUGAGGAGGAGCUCUUCCGAUAAUACCAUUAAGAAAAAGUCAGCUCAGUCCAAGUCUGAUUCUCACAGAAGUAAGAUGCCAUUAAGACAAGGAAAGUCUACCGGCAAUAAGGCAAUAUUGUCACCAACCUCAAAAGGCAAGGCGUCACGUGGGGGAAGUAAGCACCACAGACAAAUUACGGAGGAGAGUUUACAGGAGGAUACUGUUAAGUCGUACGCCUCUGAGGACAUACCAAUGUCAAGGUCACAGGAUCAUCCAAUGUCAAGGUCACAGGAUAGCGCUAUGUCAAAAUCGCAGGAAACGUCACAAGAUAUACUGAUGACAAGAUCACAGGACUUCCUUACGUCGUCCAUCAUGAGGGUGGCAGAGUUAUGUAAUGAGCCUUUCCAAGUUCCCAAUACAGGACAAGGUGUUCCAAAUGGAGUUGGACAAAGUAAUAGUCAAUCAAGCAACCAAUCCCGAGAGGUUUCAAAAGCAACAGGACAUCGACCACCGAUGAAUGUAGGCCGAGUGAUGCCAAAUGUUUGUCAUCCCCAGGCUUCACACAAACCCAAACCACUGUUGAAGUUACAGGAUAUCUUAAGGAGAGAGGAAGAUGUUAUGGACGAUCAUGAUGACGUGCCGAUGUCGUACGCAACCGAGGACACGCCACUUAUGUCUCAGGCAGUUUCACCAACAACCAAAAAACCGCCCGUAGACAUGUUCAACAUGGAGGCCGUCGCUAAGAUCGAUGUUCAGGUGGAUGACGAUGUUGUUCAGCAGUAUGCUAUUGAGGGCACACCAUACAACGUUUCUAACCCAGGAUCGCCCUCACAUAAGCCUGAGGACCCAGUGGGUAACGCCAUUCAAAACAGGGUUAAGCUUGUAGACCUAUCUAAUAUAGAACCCUACAUGCCUGAAGACGGAGUAAAAACAUUCGCCACAGAAGAUACCCCGAUCAAUUUCUCCACUAAUGGAUCAUUGAGCGAUCUGAGCAUUAUCACCAACAUGACUGGUGAGAUGUCAGCAACAGGCUUGUCCAACCCUGUGUCAACACAGAUCUCGCCGCAUCCGACAACAGAGGCUGAAUCCGUGCCACAACAGGCAUCUACAUCACAGGUCACUAUGGCAACAGUGGUACCACAGAAACAACAGGAAGAACAACCAGAACCUCCAUUAGAAGAAAACCCACAACUUGAUGAUACUCGAUCAGACAGCAGCUCACUCCUUGACGAAAGUGAUGAACUUUUGUCCGAAAUAAUACUCUCAGGAAUGCCCAAAGGCAAAGUCUCACGCAAAUUAGAUAUGGAUCGUGCAGUGGAAGGAUCGGAAGUCAAGUCUCCUGUUAAAUCUUCCGACCUCUUCCAGCAAUCCAUAGAACCUAAGAUCGUGUUUCAGCCGCAGCGAACAUCUAGUCACAUCCCGACAGCCACGGACAACCAGCGCACAUCUAGUCUUACAACGGCCAAUAACCAGAUACCCUUCGUCCUCCCCGACUCCACCAAGACGUACGCUAUGGAGGGAACCCCUGACAAUCUCUCAACUCCUACCUCACUUAGUGACCUGACAUUUAACACCAAAGAAAGUCAUAUUGUUGCAGGGGAUCCACAUAAAGAUACAAACACACAGAAAAGUCACCCAGACCACAAGCCAUCUUUAGUGCAAGAACCACUUGUCAACUCAACAUCCGCGGGAAUGGACCAGUCCAGUGGUAACAUGAUGAAUGCUACAGUCGAUGAUUCUGUGUUUGUUCAGACUAUGGAAUCCUGUGACUCGGUCAAAGUAUAUAACAUGGAAGGAACGCCACAAACAUUUUCCCGGAACGAUUCUCUCAGUUCCCUCAGUAUGAUGGACGAGGAUGUUAAAGGUGAUCUGUCCUCCAUGUCAAAGUCAAGAAACGACAGAAGCAAAUCAAACGUGACAAAACCACAGGAAAGUCUCACGUCUUCCACAGGCAGAAACAGAAGCAUUGAACUUCAGCGUGAAGUCGAAGGUCAGUCUAGUGAUGAGACAAAGUCACAGAAAUCAGGGUUAGGAAAAUGUUUGGAGGAGCAGCCAAAGACAUUUGCUGUAGAAGAUACACCACAGAGUUUCUCUAGACGUUCAUCACUAAGUUCCAUACAGAGCCAAGACGAUGCAACUAAGAACACAGAGGAAACAGCACGUAAAAUUGAUCCCGCCAAGGAUCAGAACGAAAAGUUCACAGUGGAAGACACGCCAGCCACUUUCUCCCGAAACUCGUCCCUUAGUUCACUGAGUAUGGACUCCGAUAUAUUUGAGGCAUCUGAGCAGGCGCUGCUAGACGAGUGUAUCAGUCUUGCUCUGCCAAAGAGUCGCUCUGCAAGUGCCAAGUUGGAUGACAAAGUCAAGAGUAAAAUUCCACGUAGCAGUCCCUGUGGUACUAGCAUACCAAAGCGAGAUGGAGCGACAAAGGAAGCGGCAUCACGAAGUGUGACGUCAAAGGACGGAACAUCAAGGGAAGUCUCUGUUAAGUCUUCCAGGCAGGAUAGACGGUCUCUUGAUGCCGAAGUUAAUGUACGCAGACCUAACGAUGACUCUCGCAGACUGGAAAGAUCAUUUGAUGCCAGUAUGUUGUCGUCUGCGAGACCAAAAGAGAAGCAGGCAGACUUCUUCAAAGUACCUGCAUCACAGUCUAUGAUGAUACCAUCCCGUAGUAGCAGAAGAUCGGACCGGAAAUCGGCUGACACAUCCAGGCGUUCAGAAAACCGCUCAUACGAUCGCAGUGUUGAAAAGGAUGCUCAAAUGUAUUACCAACGCAGCUGGAAUCGUCAGCAUGUGAAGCAGUCAUCUCGUAUGACGCGUAGCUGCUCAUCAGCUGAGGAUAUGAGUUACAAUGGUGACCAGUAUCAUGAGUCGCGCAUCGCAUUGUGGCAGCAACAGCAACAACAACUUAUACAGCAACAGCAACAACAGCACCUGCGUCUUCAGCAAAUGGCCCGCAACUUCAGCGCCGGUCAGCAACAGCAGCUCCAACAUCAUCAACUACUACAACACCAACAACAACUUCAACAACAGCAACAACAACAACAACAACAACAACAAGAGACCGAUAUGGUCAAACGAGGAAGCUGGCGACGGUCUCGUUCACAAGACAGCGACGGGUUCCUGAAGCGACAGAAAGAUUUCUCCAACAUGGAGAUAGCCCAGUCUGUUUCCACCAUGCCUCAUCGCUUUCGGUAUUCCAUGGAAACAGUUUCGACUAGUGCAGUGGCAGAUAGCUACCAGGACAACAGGGUUAUAGAGGAAAGAGAAACUCGACAACGCAAGAGUUUAUGGAAUAGAAGAUCAUCAACAGAAAAGCUAUCAAAACGUGAUUCUAACAGUAGUAUAGAGAAACAGGACAGUGAAAAGUCUGACCGUGACAGUUACGGCUCUCACAGUCGUCGCAGUGGUAGCUAUAGUAACGAUCAGAGACUUAGCGGCAGCAGACACAGUGUCGGUAGCUAUACCAACGACCCACGAUACGGUCAUGAUCAAGAUCCAAGGGUUAACAGUUUCUCUCAAGAUACCAGACAAAGCAAUGCUAGCUAUAGCUAUGGUAACGACAUGAGAAUCAGCAAUGGUAGUUCUGGUAAUAACUCCAGCACUAGAAGAGAUGAGGAGGAGGCUCAAAUAGCUUUAAACAGAACAGGGUACCAGCCCCCAGACACUUCAGAUGGGGCCACACAGCGUAGUCCAUUCAAAUACAUUGGACUAGGCAUUGAUAACUUCGGCUUCGACCCAGCCAGCUCGAAUGAAGAUAUCACAGAAAACGUUGACAGCGCUGAUGUAACUAUGACGGAAAACUUCGGUAGUGGAAAUAUGACGAUGACUGACGAGGCUUUAGAGUACAUGAUGCAGAAUGGCUAUGUGUAUUACGAAGAUGCAUCCCACUCACACGAACAAUCAUUCGAGGAUGAAAUAACACCAGACGACGAACGCGCGUUGGAGAUUAAUGCCAGUCUAAUUGUAAACGAAAUUCAGAGUAGACAGAUGAUCGGCAGUGCAGUGGAUGAGGACAUGUUUAUAGAAAACGAGACACUUUCUCUAGUUUCGUGUGACUAUACAUCCGACACGGCGUCAGAGGUAUCGGGGACAUGGUCUGCUCAUUCUGAGAAUUAUUCCGAGUCCAUGUCUCAGACAGACAAGUCAGAAAAUUCUAGCGCCGGACCACGUAUUUUGAAACCUAGCAACAAACCAGGUAAUAAGAAUACACCGCCAGAUGACCCAAAAGUGGUGCGCGGUCGUCGUAAGCCUUUGUACAGUCCUCGAACAAACACGACAGCGCAGACGCAGAAACCCGUGCCCAGUCGGCAGGAUAGUGCCACAUCUCGAGGAGGUCAUCGACCAGUUCCAAACACUGGCAACAGGUCAUCAAUUGCUGUCAAAAGUAACGGAGUAACAAACUCACGCCGUAAAGUUCCAACUCCAAAGACCCACCCACAGGCUAGCAGUACGCCUACAAAAACAACUCCAGUAGUAGGCGGGAACUCACAGAAGUCCAGGAUUGGCAAACCAUCACCACCUGAAAGAAAAUCUACUACAGUUCUUACCUCUCAAAGACAACAAGUCUCCAACAAAAACAGCCCUAGUCGCUUGCCAAUGGCUUCACAGAACCGUAAGGGGAACAACACUGACCGUCCGAAACCGCCGGUCAAACAAGGCACAUUUACAAAGGAACCAACGGGGGUAAACGCGCCGAGAAUCUCGGACUCUGAACCAGCUUCAGAUACAUGGUCAAAGGCUUUGGGUACAUACAACUUCUCGGUGAUUGAUUCGUCUUCCCCUGAGGCCACAAAAGAAAACGCACAGCCGGGUAUGAAGAAGAUACAAACAUCUGGUAGUAACUUAACAAAAAAUCGAUCAAACAGUGGUGGAAAUAUAGGCACAAACCGUAACGGAACUCCAAAUGGAAAGCCCACAUCUAGAAUAUCAAAUCUCAACAAACCUUCUGGAAGUAAUUUGAGGAAAACGAACAGUGGCUCCUCCCUUACAAAAACAGGCAGCGGGUCGUCACUUAGUAAAACAGGAAGUGGGUCUUCUCUAUCAAAAACAGGAAGUGGUUCAUCAUUAACCAAGGCAGGAAGUGGUGCUUCCCUCAAUAAAUACGGAAGUGGUGCUUCAUUAAAUAAGUCUGGCAGUGGUGCUUCCUUGAAUAAGGGAGGUUCUAACCCGAACCUUAGAAAGUUUGGUAGUAAAGGGGAACUUAGAAAAUCGGACAGUAAUGCCAGUUUGAAGAACAAUUCACGUCCUUCCACGCCAGUUGGUCGGAAAAAUUCUGUUCCGGCUCCAGCAACUUCUCGUAAAACGGAACAAAAGACAACUCCUGGCAAGAAACAGGUCAACAGUAAGGUAGCAAGUCUGUGGAGAAGGGAAGAUGGUGAAGACCGCGGAUCGCGACUUCCGGUCUCGACCACCCCUCCUCAGAGAUCACCGCGCGGAAAUGUCAACAUGACGAACAGUCGCUUACAGCAACCGAAAGGGCGCACUGGUUCCCCAAAUUCUCGUGGUGAAAUCACAUGUCAGAGGGUUUCUCCCGGCUCUGGUAAUGUAAAGUCCACGUCGCGGGACGAAAGUGAUGGAAUCAGUCGGAGCUCUACCUAUGAUAAAAUUAGUGCCAUCAACGAUUCCAGUCAGUUGCCAUGUCUAGACAGCUCUAAUGGAAGUGCGAACAAUCUACCAAUCAAUAACAUUGCACAUUCCCCUGAACAAGAAACUAGUGGUGAGGAGAAAUAUGAUCAUGAACAAAAAUCAAGCUCUGCCAACUCCCCGGACCAAGGUAUGUCAAGUGAUAGUGUGUGUUCACCAGACCGAGAUGGCGGAAGUGAAAGUGAGGCUGCUGAUGAUUCUCUGUUCAAACAUCCUUCACAGAUGGAUCCAUACGGUCUUAAGGUGCUUAAUCACCGCGUUGACUCGAGCACUUGGAAGAAGAAAAAGUCUGAGUCUUUGAUAGGAGAUUUACCAAAUGCCGAUGACACUAGUAAAUCGCUCGAGGCUGUCCGGGCUCUGCUUGACUCGUCUGCAAGCAUGACCGAAAGUAUGAUGAACUCCUCAACAACAGAAGACAGCUAUCUCGGCCAGGGCUCUAGUUUUCUCAGUCAGGGAAAUCAGACGAUCGACAGUACAUGGCGGCGAUAUCGUGACGAAUCCGUAUCAAGUUUUGCCCAGAGUGAUGACGAGGAAUCGAUUUGGGUGAGACGAGACGGUGAUACUUCACGCUCUGAGCCUGAACUAAGUAAACACGGUCUAUUUCGAUCUAGUAAGCGAAAGUCGAAGGGCAACACCAGUGGUAGUAAGAGCUUCCUGCCUAUUAAAGCAAUGAAACAAAUAUUUAGUUCGGGAAAAAGUGUUAAGAAAGUGUCAGAAACCAAAAAGGCAGCAUCUAGUAUGUCUCUCUCCACCUCAAAGGAAAGUUUAUUUAAAUUGAACAGAAGUGGAUUAGAUGCAUUGAACAAAAGUGAAAUUAUAAACAGAACUGAAUUUUGUGACGAGGAAAAUUCCAAGAAAAAGGAAGAGCAGCAAUCAAAGAAAAAGAAGGAAGAAUUGCAAUCUAAGAAAAAGGAGGAAAGUCUUCGAAAGAAAGAAGAAAGUUUGAAGAAAAAGGAAGAAAGCCUCAAGAAAAAGCAAGAAAAAAUUGAAAAGAAAGAAGAACAGAAAAGGAAAGACGAGAAGAGGAAAGAAGAAAAGAAAGCUGCUAAAGCAGCGUUAAGUACAUCAAAGUCACAGGAGUUAAAGACAAGUCCGCAGGCAACAGUUCAACCAUUCAAUUAUAAACCCACCCAAACAAAGGCAGAUAACUCUGUAUCUAACUCAGCUAAAGGUAGCACAACACCAACAAAAAUAAUACCUCCACCGGCGAUGUCAGAUAAUGUUAAUGAUGAAAACAAACGUGAACUAGAGGACUCUAUUGUGAAGCCUACCACUCCGAGGAAGAGUAUCCCUACACCCGGUGGACACGCAACAAAAACGGAAAUGUUACAGGCCAGACGUAAACAGUCCUACUUACAGAAUCUGAGUCUUAAGUCGGAGGAGAAUGCUACAGUGGAGAAGCCCCCACAGGGCUGUAUCGUUACGACAGUGUAGAUCUGGGUGUAAAUCGCUCUUUAUUCCUACACAUUGUCAACUCAUUCACCAGGCAGAUUCCUGGGUAUAAUUCAUUCGUUCAUUUCAAACUUUGAGGAUGCGUGCUGCUGUAAAUAUGAUCGUGUGGAAGUUCAUGAUGGCAUUUGGAACUCAUUGAAUUGGUUGGUAUUCAUAGCACUAUAGUCAAGUGACUGUUCCUAUGUGGCAAUGAGUAUAGUAUGAGUGUUCACGUAUUGGAAAUUCGGGAACAAAGAGAAUACCAUGUCAGAGUUAUUAAGGAACCUUUGUGUUAAACCUCGUUUCAGUUUCAAACGUGCCUGGGUGAUCGAACCUUUUUGAUAAAGAAUAGGAGAAGUCAUUCAGUGGACGAGUUUUAUUGAAGUGAUUUACCUUAAUCACUGAUUAGUAUAGAGGUUAAUCACGUGGUUAGACAAAUUGAGCUAAAACUCAAAAAAUGAAUAUAUAUCUAGUCUGAAGAACGGAAUCGUAGACUGAAUGGAGAGUGCAUGUUCUAAAACGUGUAAUAAGGCAAGAGAUACAUUGAAUGAUAACUCAUAGUACUGCCAUAUAUAUAGUGUGCUUAAAUUUCAAAUGGUGCAACGCAUAAUUGUGCAUAUAUAUAUAUGUGUGUUAAGGUGGAUUACACGGGAAUUAGCAAAGGCUCGUGAACAACCAAUUAAUGAAGGUUCACGGUGUUAUAGACUUAAAUUUAGUAUGUUGUGGAAGUUAUCUGAAACUCCGCUGAGUUGUGUUAAUGUUAAGUGUCCGGGCCUUUUGCCGCAGUCGUCUUGUCCAAGUAGCUUUGUAAAAUUUUAAUUAAUAUCUUUUAGUACAUUUUUCGUAACGCACAGGAGGCUCCGUUGUUCAAAGUUUUUGACACUAAUGCCCUGAAGGUGGAUAUAAGGCAUUUGACUUGAAAAGUUUCAUCAGUUUUUAAUCUUGGCAUUUUUAUAACACAUUUUUUUUUUUUGUCACUGCAAAUUAAGUUUUAAAAGAACUGGUAGAGAAUUCUGGUGCUGAGAGAUUGACGCAUAGAAGAUAUCGUAUUACUAAAUUGUACACAUUAUAUAUUACAAUGUCAUGUCAUUAAAGUGAAUUUUUUUUCAAGCCUUGUUACUCCAACAAUUUUCUCGUUAAUUUCUCUGGUUGAACUUUCUUUUUCUUGUUAAUGAGCUAGUAAGCCUGUCCAGCCUUAACUCUGCAAAUGCAAAUGUUUUGGUUGAUCUUGUCUCUUUUGUUCUGAAAUAAAUAUCCCGUUGUAAGCUCAAAUUCCCUUUUUGGUUCCAAAAUUUGAUUAUAAAAUUAUUUUCUAAUUCGAAACAUUAAUGCACCUUCUCUAUAUUUCUUCAUUCAAAUUUUUUAUGACAUAUCUACGUAUCGGAAUGGGUGAUGUAGCUCUACUAGUAUGCAGAAGUGGUAAAUUAACGAUAUUGGAUUAACAAGGCUUGGUCAAUAUAUUAGUCUCUAUAUUAACUAGAUAAAUGCGGAACAAUGCAACUGAAAGGUUGAAUGUUUUACACGAAAAAGGCCAGUUAAAAUUUUACCUGAUUCGGCCAGUUAUUCAUCUGUUUCCAUACAUACCUUGUAUUCUGAUCUCUAGUAGUUGAUUUAGUUCUGAUAUGUUAGUGUCUGUAGAAAUGGCCCUCUCCAUUUCUGUCAUCAAUGUGCUGUAAAUUUUUUUACGGUGUACUUCUGAUUUAUUUACAGAUUAAAAAAUCUGUGAGUAUAGGCCAACAAAUAUAAAAGCGGUAUGCCAAAGUCAUUAUAAACAUACAACCAAUCAAAGGAUUAGUCAAAUAUGAUAUCGCAGGCGAUGUUUUUAUAUAUAGUGUUUUUCAUGUCUUUAACAUUCAGCAUGCUUUUGGAGGAUUUACCUAUGAAGUCUUUAUCAUUUUUCAUUUCCAUGUGUUUACGAAGAAAUUGUUAGCCAGCUUUAUGUUCCAUGAAUGGAUUGAUAAUGUUUUAUAAUAUUUACAAAUCAUGUUUCCAUGACAAAAAUAUCGCCAUCAUCACUGAAUAUCCGACACCCCAGAUAGAAGUACGAUAUUCUUAUUUUGUGUGGUACAAGCCAUCAGUAUUUCCUGUGUGGUAGUUAUUAGUUUCUGUGCAGCUUUCGUCAUUUCUGUUUUGUAAAGUCAUCAUUUUCGUCAUUUCCUGUUUGGUAGAGUCAUCAUUUUCGUCAUUUCCUGUUUGGUAGAGUCAUCAACUUCGUCAUUUCCUGUUUGGUAGAGUCAUCAUUUUCGUCAUUUCCUGUUUUCGACAGUCAUCAGUUUCUCUGCAAGUUUCAUCAUUUCCUGUUUGGUAGAGUCAUCAGUUUCGUCAUUUCCUGUUUGGUAGAGUCAUCAUUUUAUGUGUGGUUAUGUUGUUGUCCGCGUGCAUUGAUCGAUCUUGCAUUUAAGUCAGAAUCGUAUAAGUGCAUUUAAGUCAGAAUCGUAUAAGUAAAGAACGUUUGCUAAUCACUGCCUAUAGACAGUUGUCUAGAUGUGUGUUCGGUUCGAUUUGUUGUUUGGACGGGUUUUCCUGUAGUAAUAGUGUGGACUUCUUGUAUAAUGCGAAGACGGUGUUUGCGAUAAAAAAAAACAACAACACAGGGUACUGGAUUGUACUGUCAAGACUUGUACUUGUAGGUACACAAGUAAUGUAAAAUACCCACAGCUUAGAAUCAUAGUAGGAAACAGUUUGAAAAAGGAAAUUGGUUUAAACUUGAAUAAUUAGUGAGAAAAAAUAUCCUCUCGAUUUCAUUGACAUUUUACUAACUGGCCUCGAUAUCUCAAACUAAUACAAGUCUCCAACGUUCCAUAAUAUGUCCUCCGUAUUCUCUGAUAGGCUUAACAUUGGUACACCAGCUCAGACAUAAUCUGUGAUAGAUUUCACAUACUGAUUUAUAGAGACAUUUCCGACAGAGAUUCGAAAUUGUCUUGAGGUUUGACUUACGUGUUGCUGGGAAUAUGAUCUGGCGACACGGACCAACCUUUACUUUUGGUUGUGAUGGGCGCUGCCUCGUUGUGGAGGGCGCAGCCUCGUUAUGGCGGGCGCAGCCUCGUUGUGCUAGGCGUAGCCUCGUGGUGAAACGCCCUGGCUGUGUACUGUAGCUUUAAAUAACUGUUGUCAUAGCUUUAAAUGUGAGAUCGCGGUGUCGGUCAGAGAUUUUGUGUUGUGAGGUUAUCACAUGAGAUACAAUCAAUAUAUAAGUAUAUAUCUCACAACUGUGUAGGGGUGUCCCUCAACUGCUCUCAUCAACAAAACCACAAAUUUGUAUUAAUUUGUAUAUACAUGGGGUCAAAUAAGGUACCAAAGAUUCACAUCGCCAUAGGUAUAGUUUUCUCGUGUAAUGAAAGUUACAAAAUUUACACUAGGUUUCAUUGUAAAACGUACUCUACUGUGUACUGAAUCAGGUAUUGUUUCAUCGUUCAGACACAAAGUAUACAUUUUUUGGUCUUUUAUCGUUUCAAAACAAUUUUAUGUAUCAAGUUUAUUAUCUCGAAAUAGGUACAUUUUUUUCUGCAAUCAAAAAAUUAUCCAUUGUGUCAUAUGUCUUAAACAUUUAUAUUCAAACAGCGUCCUAAUGGCGUAUCCAAGUUUACUCUUAUAAUAUACAGCACUGUAUUGCAUCAGGUUUCCAAAAGUAUUACAAAAUCUACACACGUAGUUGCAUUUAUUUUUCACAACACGUGCAUGGAACAGAUUUCUAAUAAAUACAAAAAGAUCUUAUUUGUUCCCACGGGUCAUUGGAAUAUAUUUUAGACCAUUGUCCAUUUUACCAUAGAUACAUAACCAGUUCGGUGAUCGGUGGGAUUUUUGUUUAAUCAUAGAUUUCUUUUGGACCAAUACUACCAUACUAAUUCAUUUGCAUGUAUCUCUUCAAUACAAUGUACAAAUUUUACGAUACUUAAAAAUCGAGACAUUUUAUAUAUUGUCUCCCAUUUCAAACCAAAGGGACUUGGUACACGUUUUCAACUCGUUCGAUGUAUAUAUAUUGUUACUACACUAUACAUAUAGUAACACAUAUUCCUCAACCCCAAAACAUUUCUAAUAUAAGGAUACCAUACACAUGUACAGGACGUCAAUCAAAAUAAUUAAAAUCAUAUUCGUAAUACACUUCGUUUUAACAAAGUUUUCCUGUAAGGUAUGAAACAGGAAUGAAGUAUGAGAUAUUAUUUUAAUUACAUGUGCGAAGUCCCUGCUAUUCAAACCAUGUACUAGGUUGUGUAUGUAGAUUGUUGGGCCUUAUGGUUGUGUAAUAUUCGUAAGUGGUACGUGUGAUUCGAAUCAGAUAACCGUUUGCAUUGUGUACUACGUAAUACAUUUUUGUGAACAAUGUAUUGGGAUGUGUACUAACUACGUUGUACAUUUCUGUGUAUAAGGUAUAAGGGUGUGUACUACGUUAUACAUUUCUGUGUAAACGAUGUAAGGAUGUGUACUACGUUAUACAUUUCUGUGUACACUUUAUAAGGAUGUGUACUACGUUACACAUUUCUGUGCAUACGAUGCAAGGAUGUGUACUGCGUUAUACAUUUCUGUGUACACUUUAUAAGGAUGUGUACUACGUUAUACAUUUCUGUGUAAACGAUGUAAGGAUGUGUACUACGUUAUACAUUUCUGUGUACACUUUAUAAGGAUGUGUACUACGCAGAGAUUUCUGUAUACUUUAGUUUGUAUCGGGUGUAUGUAUAAAUUUGUGUAUAAAUCGCUUUCAGUUUAGCUGUAUAUGUUGGUGUGGUAAAGCGUUAAGACUUUCGCUGAAAGAAUGUGAUUUAUCAUUGAUUAUUACACUAUUAAAAUACAUUGAUACUCUUUCCUCUGAAUACACGCUGUAUUAGUAUUAGAUGUUCAUACACGACUGUUCUAAAGUUUGUGUUCAGGUGUGUACAGGUGUGUACAGGUGUGUUGGUAACCGUCUAUAUACAUUGGAACCUGAGAAUUAAAACCCUAGUCGGAUGAACCGAACUUGAUGCUAUUCUGGAAAGUUUCCUGUAUCUGAAUAAUUUGGUGCAACCGUUUAUAUUUUAAGAAUAUGUCGAUAUGUUCGUGUAAGCUAAGGUUCCAUUGUAUUGAAUUGGUGAAUAGAUAUGGGAUGGGAUAGAAUGGUGUGUUGUAAGGACGAAAGGUUUGUCGGCAGAGAGGGAAUGUGGACGAGUGAAAACGGGUGAGAGGAGAGUCGGACGAGAGGUUUGUCUGCCGAGAGGGGGAAUGGACGAGUGGACCGGUGGUUGAGAGGAGGGAUGGACGUGAGGACAGACGGAUGGGAGGGAGGACAGACGGGCGAGUGUAAUUAAAUAACAUACGAAGAGUUUAUGUAAAUACAAGCCUUAAACGUGAAUUAAAAAUGGUUUCGUCUCGUGUACGGCAACAUAUAUAUAUACUAAAUAUUUUAUAUGAAUAUUGUUCUGCUAUGAAUAAAUAUGAGCUUUGUUUUCAUAUUUUGCUCUUUAUCCUUACCAGUAGAUAUGUUAAAUAGAUAUCUGCCAUGUUAUGUGUGUUGUAAAAAAGUCACUUUGUCAAGAUUGUUUUGAAAGUCAAGCAACUACUUAGCGUAAAUAAAAGUGUCAGAUGAAUUUAACGGCAAGUAAAGGUAUAUUUAUUCCUGAA